GCUCAUUCCUCUUUUUUCCUUUCUUUUUGUCUUCCUUGGUUACUUCUUCCAUUAUCGGUCACCAUGUUACAAGCACUAGGAGGCCCCGUGCCCCCGAAUACCGACCAUGCUGUUAGUGUAUCGCUUCCCACAUGGAGGGCCAACGUCGGGUACGAGGAGGGAGAAGAUUGGGUUAUCAGCAAGAUGCAAUGCGGCUACCCCCGGUUCUUCGUCCACCCUGUCAUUCAGAAGCUUGCGCGGGAGAUAGUCUCUCGGUUUGGAGACUCGGAGCAAGAAGCUGCAACUCUAUUUGCAUCGAUCAAGACCGCGCGCAUCUGCCACUCGUUCAUCGUGUCCAAAAUCCCCGUCGAGCAAUCUCAGAAAGUUCGCAUUGUGAACUUUAUCCCGUCCCCACAUACCGAAGCCGGAUCAACUGCGAUCACAUCCACCUUGUCGGCCGUGAUUUAUCCCACAGAAUUCGCACCCAUUGCCAAGCAGGUGUGGCAACAUUCCGGUAACGGUAUCUCCAGUCGCCGGGGUGAGUUUUGUCUUCGUGCUUUGCAGGAUGGGUUUUUGGUGGAGGACAAAGGCUCUGGGGCUUCAGAGUCAAUCCAGCGACCUUGCAAAGGCCCUAGAAGAUAUCAAGGAAGAGGCUCCUUGAGCGGGGUCGCGCGGACUCCCUCUACACCCUCGUCGUCAGCAGGUACACCCUCGGCGACGGCCAAUGGCGUUGAGGACGGCCGGGACUAUUCCCAGUUCAUUGAGGAGCGCUUCGGCCGGAAUCUCAGCACCUUGCAUGCAAAUCAGGCCAAAGAUGCGGUACGGAGGCGGAUCGCUGGUGUUCUGACGGCCGAUGUCGAGUUGCCCGAGGCCCUUGAAACGGCCUCGUCGGAAGGCCGAGUUGCUGGAAUCUCGGAGGAUGAUGUCCUUUUGUAUCCUUCUGGCAUGAGCGCAAUUUUCAACUCACACCAGACUUUGAUGAAUGCACGGGGCCCCAUGAAGAGCAUCUGCUUUGGGUUUCCGUAUACCGAUACGCUGAAAAUCCUCCAGAAGUGGGGACCAGGGUGCUUGUUCUAUGGCCACGGAUCAUCUGAGGAUCUGGAUGACCUGGAAUCUCGGCUGAAGAAUGGCGAACGGUUCCUUAGUCUUUUCACUGAAGCUCCCGGCAACCCUCUUCUCCGGACCCCGGAUCUUGUGCGGAUACGAGCGCUAGCCGACCAAUAUGAUUUUGCCGUGGUGGUAGAUGAGACCAUCAGCAACUUCCUCAAUAUUAAUGUACUCCGCUAUGCCGAUAUCGUCGUCAGCAGCUUGACAAAGAUCUUCAGCGGAGACAGCAACGUCAUGGGUGGAAGUGCAGUGCUCAACCCGCAUGAGCAGUACUACCGGCAUUUGAAAGAAAUCUUCAAUCGGGACUUCGAAGACAUCUACUGGGCAGAGGACGCUGUCUUCCUAGAACGCAAUAGUCGUGAUUUUGUGUCGCGAAUUGACAAGAUCAACUCCACCUCAGAGGAGAUCACGGCGAUGCUAAAGGCUUCUCCAUUGAUCAAGGAUGUCCAUUACCCCAAGUACAGCCCCACGCGCCCCUUGUACGAUAGUCUUCGCAACCCCAACGGCGGUUAUGGUGGUCUGUUUUCUGUCACCUUUUACUCGACCGAAGAAGCCAUUGCAUUCUAUGAUACCCUUGAGGUCCUGAAGGGCCCUAGUCUCGGCACUAACUUCACACUCAGUUCUCCCUAUGUCCUUUUAGCUCAUUACGGUGAGCUUGACUGGGCGAGAUCCUUUAACGUUGAUCCAGACCUCGUUCGAAUUAGUGCCGGACUGGAAGACGUGUCAGAUUUGCGCUCCAGAUUUGAACGGGCCCUGGAUGCAGUGGAAAAAGCCAGGAAGUAA
Messenger RNA from Penicillium cinerascens, 1869 nucleotides. Its product is annotated as cystathionine gamma-synthase. The record is from RefSeq and is a predicted model, not a curated record. Gene Ontology annotation, biological process: transsulfuration. Lineage: Eukaryota; Fungi; Ascomycota; Eurotiomycetes; Eurotiales; Aspergillaceae. Bases 64 to 1869 code for a protein of 601 amino acids. The transcript has 5 exons. Gene Ontology annotation, molecular function: cystathionine gamma-synthase activity; pyridoxal phosphate binding.